AUGUUUAAUCAGAAAUUAGUCGUUUCGUUUCAGUGUUUUAGGGAUUCGAUGGUCUGGCAUUCGAUAUUGUUGUACUUGGUUAAGGAUCUACCAAAAUUGGAAAAGGUUUCCAUUACUGAGUUAGGGAGAAGAGGGAAGCUUUCUCUGAGUGGGGAAAAGCUCAUUGAGGUGAAGGAAUGGGUACAACAUUCAGCUUCUGAAGCUGUGAUGACUCAUUUAGAGCUUCCUACUAAAAUAAGUAAUGGUUACAUUUCCGUUUUGAAAUUGCCAGUUUCAGGGUAUGUGAUGAAGGGGAUAUAUUUUUGUGUAAUGAAGAUGAAAGAUCUCGAGGGUGGAAAUGAUGGUGUUAUGAACAAUGAGGAUGCUUCUGCAGAUAAAGAAGAAGCUGUGUAUAAUGAAGCUGUGAUGGAAAUAUUGGAGAAGCAUACGACAUGA
Molecule: messenger RNA, 435 nt
Organism: Lactuca saligna
Lineage: Eukaryota; Viridiplantae; Streptophyta; Magnoliopsida; Asterales; Asteraceae
Source: the annotation of a GenBank genome assembly